This is a messenger RNA of Aricia agestis (brown argus), 3156 nucleotides long. RefSeq names its product villin-like protein quail (gene qua). Bases 429 to 3014 code for a protein of 861 amino acids. The record is from RefSeq and is a predicted model, not a curated record. Gene Ontology annotation, molecular function: actin filament binding; phosphatidylinositol-4,5-bisphosphate binding. NCBI's taxonomy places the organism in Eukaryota, Metazoa, Arthropoda, Insecta, Lepidoptera, Lycaenidae. Gene Ontology annotation, biological process: barbed-end actin filament capping; actin polymerization or depolymerization; cytoskeleton organization. Gene Ontology annotation, cellular component: cytoplasm; actin cytoskeleton. The transcript has 16 exons.
GUGAUCGUGCAUCAACGUAGAAAAAGUUUGCUCCGCAUUAUCGUCGACGACGUGUCCCGGUUUAGUUUAAUUAAGUCGUUAUAUCGUGAACUGAAGUAAGAUGAAAAUGCGAUAGUGAAACAGCAGCGGCUAUCAAUCAGUCGACCGCCUCACGCCACAGACUUUCCAAAGAUUUAAUUAGCUCCUGCAUUUAAUAAAUAUGUUUGUGCAGUCAGCGUGAAACAAUUUUCUUUUCUCGACGUCGCUCUGCGGUAAUCGCGGAGAGUGAGGUGUCUGAGUCAGCCGGCGAGGAGUCCGCACUUCUCAGUUCGAUGGCCAGCCGCCAGCCGCCAGCGGUCUGACUGUGCACCAUCAGUGCUCGCGGCGUGCGGGUGGGAGCAACACGUAAUGAAAUCGCCGUCACUCCGCAUAUAGCGCCGGCUACGAAAAUGCAUUUGAAGUUAGGCGCCGAGCAAGAGGAAGAUGGCCUCCAACGUUCAGUGCCGGCCGACUCCGUGUUUCGCACCGUACCUCGUGACCACACCACUUUCCUGAUAUGGAGAGUCGCGGAAUCAAGUGCUGAACUGCUUCCGAGGUCACACUAUGGGACAUUCUACGACGGAGAGGCUUACCUCAUCUACUCCUGCUCCCUGCCGGGACAGCUCGCCGGUCCCGAUGUUAUUCGUCGUGAGAUCAAAGAGAAUGGCAGCGGCGAGUUCGCCGAGCGUCACAUCCACGCGUGGGCGAGCGAGAGCGGCGCGGGCGGCGGGGGCGGGGCUAGCGGCGCGGGCGGGCCGGGCUCGCACGCGCUGCGUCGCGCCAUGCAGCUGGCCGCACAUCUGGGCGCGCCUGUUGUCAUACACCGGGAGACCGCCGCUAGCGAGUCGCCGCGACUCCUGUCCUACUUCCGAGAAGGAAUGAGGAUCCUAUGCAGUGGCAGUAUAAACGGCGGCGCUCGCCUGUACCGCGUGCGCGGGCGCCGGCCUGUCGUGUUGCAGCUAGAGUCGGUCUCGUACUCGCACCUCACCUCCGACGGCGUGUUCGUCCUCGACACCGCGGCCGUCGUCGUGCUGUGGCUCGGCCGCGCCGCACACCUUAUCGAGAAAAUGUUUGGCGCUAAGGUGGCGUAUCGCCUAGCGCGGGGCACAGACAAGGGCAUGAUAACGCGGCGCAUACUGAUCGCGCACGACGGCUACGAGCAAACUCUUUGCCCGGGCGACCACGGGUUGCUGGACGCGCUGCUGCAGUUGCGCGCGCGCCCUGCCCGCGCCGCUGCUGCCGCGCCCGACCCACCGCGCCCCGCGCGCCUCUACCGCGCCACGCAGCCGCUCCGCACCUCUCCCGUCGCCGCGUCGCACCGCCCCGCCGCACGCCUGGAGGAGUUCAAACGCGCACCACUUUACCGCGAGGAUCUAAGCGAUGACGGAGUGUAUGUCGUCGACGGCGGGUCGCGAGGAGUAUGGGCGUGGGCGGGGCCGCGGUGCGGGCGCGGCGCUGCGGCUGGUGCGCUAGCAGCUGCGCGCGGCUUGGCGCGAGCUAAGCGUCGGUCGGCCCCGGUGGCGCUGGUGGCGGUGGGGCGUGAACCACUGGAGUUUGCUGCGCUGUUCCACGCCUGGAGCUGGGCGGACGCGCGACGCGAUGUACGCCAACGGGCCGCGCGCUCCGCUACUACACGUCUCGAUGCCAACAGUCUCGCCUCCAACGCAUGGCUCGCGGCUGAGGCACAGCUGCCGGAUGACGGGUCGGGCUCGCUGCGGGCGUGGCGCGUGCGGCGCGCGGACGAGGUCGGUGCGAGCGGCGCGGGCACGCUGGCGGAGAUAUCGCGCCCGCAGCAGGCCGUGUUCUACGACCGCGACUGCUACCUCACGCUCUACACCUACCACGCGCCCACCGGCGACCAGACUAUACUCUACUACUGGAUGGGUGGCUCUUCGCCAAAUGAUUUGAGGAAUUUGGGUGCUAAAGAAGCCAAAGACCUCUAUAUAAAACUAGGGCGUCUUCCUGUUCAGGCUUGGGUGUACCAAGGCAAGGAACCAGCACAUUUCCUGCAAAUAUACAAAGGGCGGAUGAUAACUUACAUCGGCAGCGCGACCGAUUAUGAUCCUACCGGUAAUCGCGUGGUGGCGCCGUCGCGCGCGCUGAUCCGUGUGUCGGGGCAGUACGCUCGCGAAGGCCGCGGCGUGGAGGUGGCGGGGGCGGGCGUCGGGGCGGGGCGCGGCGCGUGCUACGUGCUGCGGGAGAGCGCGCGCGUGUGGGUGUGGUGCGCCGCCAGCGCCACCGGCGACGAGCGGGAGGUCGCCAAGAACCUCGCCGCCGCCGAGCACACCCUCGUCAUGCAAGGCAAGGAAAAACCAGAGUUUUGGAAUGUGCUAGGCGAACGACGUAAACUGCUUGUCCCAUCACCGCUCAAGGAGGUGGAGCGUCCGCUGCCACCGCGCCUGUUCUACGUCGCGGCUCAGACGGCGGGACAAUAUACGUUCGAGGAGAUAAUCUCGUUCAGCCAGCUGGAUCUGGCGCCGGAGCUGUGCGCGGUGCUGGACGCACACGGCGCUCUGUUCGUGUGGCUGGGCGCACACUGCGGCCCGCGACUGCGCGACGACGCGCGACAAGUCGCCGAACAGUAUCUGCAGCACGACCCCGCCGCUCGGGACCCCGAAACACCGAUACUAGUGCUCGGCCAGGGAAGGGAGCCCCCUAACUUCACAGGCUUUUUUCCUCAGUGGAAAAACUCCAUGUGGAAAGGUCACAAAUCGUUCAGCGCCAUCGUGAGCGCUCUGGAGGGAAAGGCGAUAGUGCGCGGGCGCGCGGCCCCGCAGAACGGCAACAGCGAGUGCUUCGACCAGCACGAGAAGUACUGCCUGUCCUUGCUGCGCGGGCCCAAGGAGCACCUACCGCCGGACGUCGACCCGCUCACUAAAGAAUUGUAUCUAACUCACGACGACUUCGUGUCCACGUUCAACAUGCCCUACAGCGAGUUCCGAUCCCUGCCGCUUUGGAAACAGAAGGAACUCAAGAAGUCGGUUGGUCUCUUCUAAAUUAUCAAUAUAUCACUAAUCAAUAGUAAUUAUUAUGCUUAGUUGUUAGAAUUAAAAAAAUAAAAUAAAUAAAAAAAUGUGAAACUUGGUGUGAUAAAAUUAGGUGAUAAAUUAUUAUUAUUUGUUAUACCAAAUUUCAUAA